Ceratosolen solmsi marchali is the source of this 3103-nucleotide messenger RNA. It is a transcript of the gene Dis3, whose product is annotated as exosome complex exonuclease RRP44-like protein Dis3. Gene Ontology annotation, molecular function: endonuclease activity; 3'-5'-RNA exonuclease activity; RNA binding. The transcript is spliced from 13 exons. Gene Ontology annotation, biological process: nuclear mRNA surveillance of mRNA 3'-end processing; rRNA catabolic process. The record is from RefSeq and is a predicted model, not a curated record. Gene Ontology annotation, cellular component: nuclear exosome (RNase complex); cytoplasmic exosome (RNase complex). The coding region runs from base 34 to 2991 and encodes 985 amino acids. NCBI's taxonomy places the organism in Eukaryota, Metazoa, Arthropoda, Insecta, Hymenoptera, Agaonidae.
UUAUAUAUAAAAGUAACAGAAUAAUAUUUUAAAAUGCUAACCUCCAAGUCAUUUUAUCGGAAAACGAAAGGAGGCAAUAUUUAUAAGGUGGUUCGGGAACAUUAUUUAAGAGAUGAUAUAUGGUGUGGUUCAGAAGCUUGUAGAAAAUGUGGACGUAGAAAACAGGAGAUUUUACUUGAUGAAGAAAAUCCAGGUGCUAAAAGCACUUUAUUUGCGAUGCCCCAUUAUUUGGUUCUAGAUACAAAUAUCGUAUUAAAUCAAAUAGACAUCUUAGAUGAAAAUAUAUUAUGCAAUGUAAUUGUUCCACAAACUACACUUAAUGAAGUACGCCAUAGAAGUUCAAAUGUUUACAAAAAACUUAAAGAAAUAAUCAAUGAUCCUCACAGGAAGUUUUAUAUUUUUAUUAAUGAACAUCAUAAGGACACAUACAUUGAACGUAAACAUGGGGAAAUAAUUAAUGAUAGAAAUGAUAGAGCACUUCGAAUUGUUACACAUUGGUAUAAUACUCAUUUAAGUAAACAAAAAAUUGAUAUAAAAGUUAUUUUAGUAACUGAUGAUCAUGAAAAUAAAAGUAAAGCAGAAAAAUUGGGAAUUCCUGUGGUUACAAUGGUGGAAUAUGUGAAUUCAUUGGAGAAUGCAGGCUUUCUAAUUGAUAAACUCUCUAAAAAAAGUUAUAUUUUGGAUGGAGAUGCUCGUGCUCCACUUUUUCCUUGUCAUUUAUCACCUUCCCAAAUACACGAUGGUAUAAAAAGUGCUACCCUCAUACAAGGUACAUUUUUAGCUUCAAGAGAAAACUUUCUUGAGGGGUCUGUAAAUUGUGAAAGUAUUGAAAAAUUUAUAUUAAUACAAGGACGAGAAUCUUUGAAUCGGGCAAUCGAUGGAGAUACAGUGGCUGUUGAACUCUUUUCAGAGGAUCAAUGGUCAGCACCGAGUGAAGUAAUAUUAAUAGAUGAAGCAGAGGAUGAUCCAGGCGAUGUUAUUGACGAUGAAAAUAUAUUAGCAGAAAACAAAAAAAUACCCACGGUUGAGAAAACACCUACUGGAAGGAUUGUUGGUAUUAUUAGGAGAAAGUGGAGACAAUACUGUGGAAUAUUACAGCGUAGUGCACUUAAAGAUAAUACGCAUCACCUUUUCAUGCCAGCAGAAAGAAAAAUUCCAAAAGUUAGAAUUGAAUCUAAACAAGCCGAAACUUUGUGUACACAACGCAUUAUAGUAGCUAUUGAUUCUUGGCCAAGACACUCUAGGUAUCCACUAGGACACUUUGUGCGUGCGUUAGGUACAAUUGGUGACAAAGAUACUGAGAAUGAAGUUUUACUAUUAGAACAUGACGUUCCACAUAGCAGAUUCUCUGAUGAGGUGUUAAGUUUCUUACCGAAGCUGCCUUGGACUAUUACAGAUUCGGAUGUUAAUCAGAGGACAGAUCUUAGAUCUCUGGAAAUUUGCUCGGUUGAUCCACCUGGUUGCACCGAUAUUGACGAUGCCCUUCAUUGUCGUGAAUUACCAAAUGGUAACUUGGAGGUCGGCGUACACAUUGCUGAUGUUUCUCAUUUCAUUAGACCUGGAACUGCGCUUGACAGAGAAGCUGCAUCAAGGGCCAGAACUGUUUAUCUUGUCGACACGCGAAUUGACAUGGUACCUGAACUUUUAAGCUCCGAUUUAUGUUCACUGAAAAGUAAAGAAGAAAGAUUUGCAUUUUCGUGUAUUUGGGAAGUCGAUCACAAUGCUAAUAUCAUCACUACAGAAUUUUUUAAGUCAAUUAUUUUAUCUCGAGCGUCUCUGACUUACGAAGAAGCUCAACUGAGAAUUGAUGAUGAAAGGCAAAAUGAUGAUCUCACUAAAAGCUUAAGAAGUUUGAAUAAUUUAGCGAAAAAGCUCAAGAAGAUGCGCUUAGAUAAGGGAGCCUUGGUCUUGGCGUCGCCAGAAGUUCGUUUUCAUGUCGACAGCGAGACUCACGAUCCUAUCGACAUCGAGGCUAAAAAAGUGCUCGAAACGAACUCCAUGGUCGAAGAAUUUAUGCUUCUCGCAAACAUAUCCGUGGCCAAAAAGAUCUUGAUGGAGUUUCCAGAAUGCUCGAUGCUGCGUCGUCAUCCAGAGCCACCCCAGGUAAAUUUUGACCCAUUAAUCAAGGCCGGCCGUCACCAAGGUUUCGAGAUUAAUACAAGUUCCGGUAUGGAAUUGGCCAAGUCCUUGGAGGCUGCGCAAAAGAAGGACAAUCCUUAUUUUAACACGAUGUUGAAGAUUGUGGCCACUAGGUGCAUGAUGCAAGCUGUAUAUUUUACGAGUGGAAUGCUACAAGAACCAGAGUUCUUCCAUUAUGGUUUAGCUUGUCCAAUUUAUACGCACUUUACGUCUCCUAUUAGAAGAUAUGCUGACAUUAUAGUUCAUCGCUUAUUAGCAGUAUCCAUUGGUGCCGAUGCAACUUAUUCGGAGUUGUUGGAUAAAAAGAAAUCUCACGCUCUUUGUCACAAUCUUAACUACCGCAACAGGAUGGCCCAAUAUUCUACAUUAUUUCAGCUUUUCUUUAGAAAUAAAGUACAGUUAGAGGACGGGUACAUUCUCUUCGUACGUAAGAAUGCAUUACAAAUUCUCAUCCCUAAAUUUGGUUUGGAAGGAACAUUAUAUUUGAGCAAAAAAGGAGAAGUACCCGAGGUUAAUUUUAUUUUUGACGCUGAGAAACAUAUCCAACAAUAUGGCGAUAUAAUUUUCCGGCCUUUUGAUCAAGUAACUGUACAAUUAAGUCUUGAUAGAUCUAACAUUCAGCACGAGAAAUUGAUAUUUAAACUAGUGAAACCAGUGAUUCCAGGUUUCAGUAUUCCAUACGAUUCAGAAUCUAUUGUUACAUCAGGAUAUUCAGAUAAAAAUACAAAAGACUCUCCAAUCGAAGUAAUGGACAUUUCUGAAGCUCCGAAAAGAAAAAAUAUUAACACUCCAGUCAAUCAAAAACCAGUACAAUUAUCAAAAGGAAAAAGAAAGAGGAAGAAGAAAUACUGAACAUCAUUCGUGCAGAUAUAUAUUUAUAAUUGAUACGUGUUUAUACGUGCGUGAACGUGUGCGUGUAAUAUAUUUAUAUAUAAUUAUUGAACUGAGUUUGACGAAUUUGAAA